CAAUGGCAGAGAAGGUAGUCAUAAUAUAAAAGAGAGAUUGGAUAGAUGCUUGGUUAACAUGGAUUUCUCAGCUACUUUCCCUUCAGUCCGUGUUGAUCAUAUGGGAAGUUACGGUUCUGAUCACUCUGUCUUGGCUAUUUCGUGGCUCAGUGGUUUUGAGCAACAUAAUGCUUCUGAGCAGAAAAAAAGACCUUUUCGUUUUGAGGAAAUCUGGAUAAACUCUGAGGAAUGUAAACAGUUGGUUCAUGGUGCUUGGUUUAGGCCAGGGGCUGAUUGUGUUGAGAGAAUUCAAGUGAUGAAGGAGGUCCUGGCACCUUUUGGCAGAGAGCAAGGAAACCUGCAAAAACUAAUUGCGUGCAAGGAAAUAGAACUGAAAAAGCUUGAAGGGGGACCACCAACCAGUGAAUGCUUGAAAAAGAAAAAGGAGGUUCUCAAAGAGUUUGAUGACUUGCUGAAAGAUGAAGAAGUGUAUUGGAGACAAAGGUCUAGGGCCCUUUGGCUGAAAGAAGGCGACAAGAAUACAAAAUUCUUUCACAAGAAAGCUUCUCAGAGAAGAAAGCAUAACUGUAUCAAGAAAAUGAAAAAUGAACAAGGGGACUGGGUUUUUGGGGAGAAGGCAGUAGCACAGGUUAUCCAAAACCAUUUUCAGCAAGUUUUUUCUUCGGAUAAUCCCCUAAAUAUCCCUGAUACUUGUCAAAGAGUGAGGCAUAAAUUGAAUACAGAUAUGAUUGAGCAUCUUGCUUCCCCUUUCUCAAGUGCUGAAGUUAAAUUUGCAAUAGAUCAAAUGCAUCCUCUAAAAUCGCCGGGACCUGAUGGAUUACCUGCUCUUUUCUACCAACACUACUGGGAUCUGGUAGGGGGAGCGGUCACAAAUCAUGUCUUGGAUAUUCUGAAUAACGGUAAGGAUGUUUUAGCGAUAAAUGAUACCUUCAUCUGCCUCAUUCCGAAGGUGUCCAAACCACAAUCCCCCAAGGAUCUACGUCCUAUAAGUCUUUGUAAUGUGUUGAUGAAAAUUGUGACCAAGUGCAUUGCUAAUAGGCUCAAGCACAUUCUGCCAAAGCUUGUGGGGGAAACUCAGAGUGCUUUUAUCCCCGGGAGGCUAAUUACAGAUAACGCUUUGAUUGGAAUGGAGGUCUUCCACUAUAUGAAAAAGAAGAAGCAUGGCAAGCAAGGCUGGAUGGCAUUAAAGCUCGACAUGUCGAAAGCAUACGACAGAAUAGAAUGGCUUUUUUUAAGGGGUGUCCUAGAGGCCAUGUCCUUCCCCCCACCUUUUGUGGAGUUAAUUUUGAGGUGUAUCACUUCUGUUCGUUAUGCUAUUUUACUUAAUGGAGAACCACAAGAUUGGUUUUGUCCUCAACGUGGGCUCCGACAAGGGGAUCCAAUCUCCCCAUAUUUGUUCAUUCUUUGUGCUGAGGUUUUUGCUGGUCUGAUAGAGGAACAAGUUGCCUUGGGGAAUUUGCACGGAGUGAGGAUUGCAAGGGGAGCACCCCAAAUCUCUCAUCUAUUCUUUGCUGAUGAUAGCCUUCUCUUUAUGAGGGCUAACUUGAUGGAAGCGGAUCAAAUUCUUGCCACUAUUAAAAAGUAUGAAGUUGCAUCGGGGCAACGAGUUAACUUUGAUAAAACUGAGUUGUCUUUUAGCCAAAAUGUGCCACAACAGUUAAGUUCACUUAUCCGGAAUAGGAUGGAGGUCAAGGCAGUCGACACUCAUGAGAGAUAUCUUGGUUUGCCCACGAUAAUUGGAAGAUCUAAGAAGGCUAUUUUCUCAAGUGUUCAAGAGAGGCUCGUAAGAAAACUAAAGGGAUGGAAAGAGAAGUUUUUAUCAAGAGCUGGAAAGGAGGUGCUUCUCAAGGCCGUUGCACAAGCAAUACCAACAUACAUAAUGAGCUGCUUUAAAAUUCCUGAUGGCAUUUGUGACUCAAUGGCUUCUCUGAUGUCAAAUUUCUGGUGGGGACAGAAGCAAAAUGAAAGGAAGAUCCAUUGGAUGAGUUGGUCCAAGUUGUGCCUUCCGAAACACAGUGGUGGACUGGGAUUCCGGGAUUUCAAAUGCUUCAAUGAAGCUUUAUUAGCAAAACAGGUGUGGCGGCUGGUUCAGAAUAAGGACUCCCUAUUGUAUAAAAAUCUUAAGGCUAGGUACUUUCCCAGAUCCUCCAUUCUUGAGGCCUCUGUGGGCUUCAGACCUAGCUUCUCCUGGAGGAGUAUCUGUGCUGCAAAAGAUGUUAUUAAGGAUGGAUCAACUUGGAAAAUAGGGAAUGGUAAAGCAGUGUCCAUUUGGGGUGAUUCUUGGCUACCAGGUCCCGGUUCUGGGAAUGUGCUUAGCUCUAUCAAAGAGCUCCCUUCAACUGCCAAAGUAGAUAGCUUAAUAGAUAAUAUACAGAGAAGUUGGAAUACAGUUUUGGUGGAUUUAAUCUUUCAUCCUAUUGAGGCGAUCAAAAUUAAGAGCAUUCCUUUAGCUUGGUUUGAGAAGGAGGAUUUGUUAGUGUGGAAGCACAACUCCUCGGGUGUGUUCUCUGUCAGAUCAGCAUACUCUAUGCUAAUGCAGAGGAAGAUCUCUAGCUUGGCCUCAUCCUCGUCCACAAGGUCUGUUUGUAAUUUUGUUUGGCGGCUGAAAGUUCCUAAAAAAGUGCAGCACUUUAUGUAUAGAUUGCUGAACAAAUCACUUCCUUGCCAACAAAAUCUGAAGCGGAGGGGUAUUAAAAUUGAACCUUUGUGUCCUCUAUGUGGUGAGCAUCGGGAGGAAACUCCUUUCCACCUUUUUCUGAACUGCAAUUGGGCGCGUCAGGUCUGGUUUAUGUCAGACUUAGCUAUCAAAUCAGGGGAAGUCGCAACUGAGUUAGACAAUUGGCUGCUGCAAAUGAAAGAAAUAGUGUCGCUGGACGUAAUGGAUCAAGUUGCCAUGAUCUGUUGGAGCAUUUGGAAGUCCAGAAAUGACUGCAUUUUCAAUAAGAUUGUGCCCGACCCUAAAAGAGCUACAGAAAUUGCUACCAGUAUGCGACUAGAUUGGUUAACAUAUCAGCCACAAAACAAAGGUUCGAGGUCAGUUCCCUCUGAUCCAGUUUGGACACCUCCUCCUGCUGGUCUUAUGAAACUUAAUUUUGAUGCGGGUUGGGCUGGUGAAAAGGGUUCUGGUUUUGGCCUAGUGGUUAGAAAUGACAAUGGUGGAUUCCAAGUAGCCUCAUCUCAUUACGAAGAUUGUAGAAGGGAACCUUUAAUAGCGGAAGCUAUGUGUUUUAGAUGGGCACUUAAUCUUGCAGCUAAUUGGGGUCUAGAUAGCUUAGUCUUCUCCUCUGAUUGUCAACAAUUAGUCAAGGCUUUUCACUGUCCUUCUGAUUUCCCCUCUUUGGCUCACAUCAUGUUGGAUUGUACUCAGCUGGUUAAUAGCUUUAGGAACUUCUCUUUUUGUUUCGAUUACAGGCAGACUAAUAGAGUUGCCCAUGCUUUGGCAGCUGAGAGUCAUUUGUACAAAGACUGCGAAUGGUGGGGUGAUCCCCCUGUGGGUAUCCUAUGACACUUGGCAGCAGAUU
This is a messenger RNA of Lotus japonicus, 3521 nucleotides long. RefSeq lists its product as uncharacterized. Bases 59 to 3505 code for a protein of 1148 amino acids. NCBI's taxonomy places the organism in Eukaryota, Viridiplantae, Streptophyta, Magnoliopsida, Fabales, Fabaceae. The record is from RefSeq and is a predicted model, not a curated record. Gene Ontology annotation, molecular function: RNA-DNA hybrid ribonuclease activity; nucleic acid binding. The transcript has a single exon.